This is a messenger RNA of Anopheles maculipalpis, 4425 nucleotides long. It is a transcript of the gene Fancm, whose product is annotated as Fanconi anemia group M protein. Lineage: Eukaryota; Metazoa; Arthropoda; Insecta; Diptera; Culicidae. The record is from RefSeq and is a predicted model, not a curated record. The transcript has 3 exons. The coding region runs from base 1 to 4425 and encodes 1474 amino acids. Gene Ontology annotation, biological process: double-strand break repair via synthesis-dependent strand annealing; replication fork reversal; interstrand cross-link repair. Gene Ontology annotation, molecular function: four-way junction helicase activity; ATP binding; 3'-5' DNA helicase activity.
AUGGCACAAAAUGUUGCCAACGAUUCGUUUCACGAUAUUGAAAACAAAUCCCACGUGUUGAAUCAAACCAGCAAUUCGCUGCAUGAUGCAUCCGGUUUGCUGGACGAGCCAUUCGCGUCAAACGAGGUCGAACUGCUAGACGAGAGCGUGACGGAUCUGCUGGACGAUCCGUACCGGUUGAAACUGCGACGAAACAGUAAUUAUUAUGGGUUCGAUCAAAGCCUCGGGGACAGUUGGAUCUAUCCGUUGAACUUUCCGCUGCGACAGUAUCAGUUCACCAUCACCGAGGCGGCGCUGUUUAAGAACACGCUUGUCGUGUUGCCCACCGGUCUGGGCAAAACCUUUAUAGCGGCCGUCGUCAUGUAUAACAUCUACCGCUGGUAUCCGACCGGCAAAGUUAUCUUUAUGGCACCGACCCGACCACUCGUCAGCCAGCAGAUUGAGGCGUGCUACCGGAUCAUGGGCAUACCCCGGUCAGACACGGCCGAAGUAACUGGGAAGCAACCUCGACAGAAGCGUACAGCACUGUGGCGGGAGAAGCGUGUGUUCUAUGCGACCCCACAGGUCGUUCUGGCGGAUCUAGAGUCCACCGAACAAACAUUCCCGGCGCAGCAGGUCCGGCUGGUCGUGAUUGACGAGGCGCACAAGGCUAAGGGACGGUAUGCGUACACCGAUGUGAUUCGGCUGAUGGCCGAGCGCAACCGAAACUUUCGCGUGUUGGCACUGUCAGCAACACCUGGCCGAACGCUGGAGGAUGUUGCCGAAGUGAUUAAAAAUCUGCUUAUCGCCCACGUUGAGGUGCGCUGGGAUAACUCGAUCGAUGUGUUACCGUACGUGUUCCGGAAGGAUGUGCGUACCAUCGUGAUACCGCUCGGGCAAACGAUCUUGCGACUGCGCAAGGAGCUCCUGCAGCUAGUCAACCCCUAUCUGCAGCGCUUGCUCGAAUCGAACGUGUUUAUGCGUUAUCCUGACACGGUAACGCCCGGUAUGCUCAUCAUGGAGCAGAAGCGAUUUCGCAAAAAUGCUCUCCAACAGCGCCAUCCGAAUCAUAGUGCCAUUACGGCCGAUUUCGGUGUUUGUAUCAGCAUGUACCAUGCGCUCGAUCUGCUGGUAAAGCAUGGUAUAAGGACAUUCCUCAACUUUUUCGACGAUGGUGCUGGCACGAACGGGAAAGAGAAAUAUUUCGUCAACAAUGAUCGACAAAUAAAAGCAUUCCUGGAUCGGUUGCGGGAACAGUAUCAGCAUCGUCAGCAGCAAAGAUUGGACGAGUCGAGCGUAAUGACCGGAAAUGACGACAUUGAUUUUGGCCAUCCGAAGUAUCGCAUACUGGAGCAGCAGCUGACAACAUUCUUCAAAGAGUGCCCAGACUCUAAAGCGAUCGUUUUCUGCGAGUUUCGUGAUUCGGUUGCAAUGAUAAAGCGUAUGCUGAGUAAAAAGGAACCAUUGAUACGCCCGAACUGCAUUGUUGGACAAGGUGGGACCAACGGUGGUGUUCGCGUUCCGCAACACGAACAGAUUGGCGUUAUGCGUCAUUUCCGAUCCGGAGCGUACAACACCCUUAUCGCCACGUGUGUCGCCGAAGAAGGCAUCGAUGUAGGUGAGGUAGAUUUGAUAGUGUGCUUUGAUGUAGCGAAAAAUCCGGUUCGUUUCGUGCAACGAAUAGGUCGUACGGGGCGGCAACGGGUUGGUCGAGUUUUGAUGCUCGUUACUGAAGGUGAGGAACACAACACACUCAAGCAUGUGCUCGCAUCGAAGGACAAAACUAACCAACAGUUAGCCCGAAGCAAAGACAUUCUGCAGAUCCUUUAUCGCCAUUCACCACCACUUUUACCGGCCGGAUUGAAACCGACGUGUGCAAAAAUGUUUAUGAAUAUAUCCGACGAACCAACAACGGUACAACGUACCGGGUCAGAUUCUUCUGACGAGGAAAUUCAGAAAACCGUAAAGGGAAGCAGCCGGAAACGUAGAAACGACCGACUAAUGGAUGAAGCGACUGGAGCCAGCGGAUCAUCUUCGAAACGAAGAAAAACCAACGACACAAAAACGCGAGACGUAAGAGAGUACUUCCAAAGGCAACGACACGCUACAAUACAUGAGCUGGAUGUUAGCGAGUGUGAUGUUUUUGCCUUGGACUCACCCAAUCGGAGAAGCAAAACUACUUUGCACAAUCGAUCGCACGGCAAUAUAUCCAUACCGAUUGAUCAAACGAUUCGUCACGGUCAGACGGAAGCAGAAGUUGCAAUCUCUGCCUUGCUGAAACCCUUGAUAAGGCAUUACAAACAAUUGUGUCGUCAAAAAUGGCUGUAUAAAAAGAAACUACUGCAUCCGUCCAAAGUGAUACAGUUCGAAAGAAAGGAAUCGUCGAGUCAUGUGCCAGCGAUGGACGAUCCGCUGGAUCUGCCGGAGUUGGUUCCCCACGAAAAGAUCCGGUUUGAUGUUGGAAAAACUGUUGAAGAGAGUAUAGCUACGGAUCGUUCCAUCUCCGAUCUGUUCGACUUGAAGCUUAAUCAAUCGGAAACAACGACCACAGACAAGAAUUUAUGGGAAGAAAAUACACGUACAAUAUGGAAACAACCCGAAAGGAUCGUUAGUGUCAAAAAAUCAACUGUAUCAGUGCUGAACAAGGCUCAAAAGCAUUGCAACUCUCCGAAGGAUCUAAGCAACAGCCCUCUUCUACUUGCGUUCAAUCGAUCGGUGAAGAAAAGAAAAAACUCAGAUACACUUGAUACACCAGCUCGAACAAAUGACCAAUCUUUAACAUCACACUCUUCGAACAGCCAAAAAAUACCAAGUGUUUCACAUAAGAUAGUGCUGGAGUAUUUCCUUUUGCAAAGUUUGGCGCAAAUCUUUGAAGACGAUAGCUCUGAGGAGAUAGAUGCUCUGGAUACAGCUUCAAGCGGCCGAAGGCAGGACGAAAACUUAAUUUCCAAAGGAACAUCAAUCAGUAGGAGACUAUUUGGUGGUCUCAAAAACACCUCUUCAGUCAAUGUACCUGAUACGCUUACGACGAGGCAAGAGCAAUAUGCUUCCGCUACGACGAUUCCCGUAACCACAUCGGACGUGAAAUUCGACUAUUCCGAACAGACAGCGAACAAUCAACUUCUGAUGCGUUCUACACGUAUGUUGGAAAGCAGUAAUAAUUUAAAGAGAAAAAAUUUCGACCUAGGUUUGGCCGAGCUAGUUUUCCAGGAUGAAAGCAGUGACGAAUAUGAACAAAAUAGCGUCCCACAACCUAAGUCUUCCUCGAGAUCAUCGAGCAACUCCCAAAUUGCCAGCUCGAAAUUCGCUACUCUGCGUAGACAAAGUAGCCCUUUAGUGUGUCCAGAAGAGAUGUACUGUCUUCCGGGUAGAUCACCAUAUUUUGUUUCUUCAUAUGCGAAAUUGACACCCUCGCAGAAUGGGAAGAAACCAAACGAGCUCAAGGAACCGGUGUACAUGCAGCCUGUCAGUGAUAGAAAAAAUGAAACAAUGCAUGAAGCUAGACAAAUGGUAACGUCUCAUUCCUCCAAAUUGGAUAGUUUGCUGAAUCAAAGCAGAGACAAGAUAAUCUCUGGAGAAAACAUGUCUACACCCAAUGACGAAAAUGUGAAGGAAUCGAACGAACUGAAUGAACCCAGUAAACACACCCAGUCGAGCGAAAACAACGAAACAUUGAACGAAAGUAUUGUAGGGCGAAAGGUUCGACGUGCUUACAAUAAUAGGAUAGAUUCCAGUGGGGAUAGCUUGAAAGAUGGUAACGCAAACAAAUCAUCGGAUAGUCAUGAUUUGCAGUCACGCCUGGGAGACACUUUGAUAGACUGGAAGGAGGAAGACCAUGACAUUUUCCAAUCUGCUAUUGAGAUACGCUCGCCGCAUGCUUCAAUUCACUCCAAUAAGCAAACGAAACUCGGAAAAGCCAAAAAACGUACCAUCAACCAGAAGGGGCGUGAUUUUCUGCAAACUCAGGCCGCAGUAUCGGACGACACCGAUGAUGAUGUGGGAGAGGACAGCAAUGGUGAGAACUCACUGGAAAGUUUUGUCACUGCAUCCGACGACGAACAGAGCACUGUUGACAUGCGAGCAGUUUAUCUGCAGUCCGUGCGCAGUCCACUAGUACGUCGCGGUGGUUUCAAAAUACUGUCCAACAGGCCCAACAAUCAACAGACGGUGAAUGAUACGUGUUUGUCUGAAAUGGAUACACAAUACGCGGAAGAAGGUAGUCACAAGGUGGAUGCAGCGGACGCUAAUGGGGAGGAACAAUUUAAUUCCUUCAUCGAUGAUAACAUCGUCAUGAGUUUGGAGUCAGAUCUGUCGGAGCUUGAGAUAGCCGAACGAAAGCUCAAAGAGCGUCGUCAAAAAAAGAAAUGGGCACGCAAAUCGAAAGAGCACUCUUCUGCACGACGGAAAAUACGGCGCAUCAUGGAUUUCAUUUCAGAUAGCGAUUGA